Molecule: messenger RNA, 1122 nt
Organism: Mollisia scopiformis
Lineage: Eukaryota; Fungi; Ascomycota; Leotiomycetes; Helotiales; Mollisiaceae
Exons: 6
Coding region: 1-1122 (373 amino acids)
Source: RefSeq, a predicted model, not a curated record
AUGGAAGCAUUACCGCCAGUGAGCGGAUGGCACACUUCAUUGUCUGUGACCAUCUUUGUUGUUUGCGUCGUCUUCGCCAUCCUCACUAUUCUCUUCACUGUGCUACGCUUCAUUGCACGCUCAGGGAAAUUGGCGACUUAUGGACCAGAUGACUGGGUCCUUCUUUGUGCAGCAAUUUUAUCUGUGGCUCAUGCUAUCAUGACAGCAUGGGGUGCUGGUUAUGGAUCCAUUGGUACCAGUGUUCUAGUCAUGUCUCCUCUCCAGAUUUCGACGUUUGAUAAGCUUCUAUUUGCUAGCGAAUUUAUCUCGCUCGCAGCUCUCGCCCUUGUCAAAAUCUCCGUUCUACUCUUCUACAGACGUCUAUUUUCCGUCACCAGAUUCCCCAUAAUUGCCAAUGUUGUGAUUGGCAUUAUCAUUGCGUGGUUCAUUGCAUUCUUCUUGGUCAUGCUUUUUGCUGGUGACCCCAUCUCAGAUUCUUGGACUCACUUGGGACAUCCACGAUAUAAUGUUGCCGCUAUGUUGGUAGCCAGUUCGUACACAGAUAUCAUCAUUGAUAUCGCCGUGCUCGCACUUCCGAUUCCUUUGAUCAAGGGCCUUCAUCUUGACACGAAGCGCAAGCUCUCUGUUGUCGGUAUCUUCUCUUUGGGUUUAUUCUGUGUCGUAGCAUCUUCCGUUCGUCUCCACUACUUCGUUCAAUUCUCUCACCUCUACACCGGCGAAAACUACGAUGGCUUUUCGAGAACUGUAACCCUCAUAUUUCUAUGGUCCAACAUCGAGCCUUGCUGCUCAGUAAUCGCAGCUUGUCUACCAACUCUCGCACCUCUAUUCAAAGACAGCCAUUUCGGCUUCUUCUCCCGUCUACGUAGCUACUUCUCCAGUCGGAGAAGUUUGGCAAGCAGUACAGGAGAGAAGAAGGCCACACUGCAUCAGCAACAACCUUUUGGUCGCAACAGUGACAGCAGCGUAUCGAAUUCAUCCAUGCCACCACGUGCCGAUUGGGCGCCUAAGAUCUCUACAUCAGCGUACGCGUCUGCGGCUCCGCGGGAAGAUUUUGACUUGGAAAGACAGGAGGCUGCUUAUGGGAGAGAGAUCAGGGUGAAAUCUACCACUUCUUUGUACUAG